CAGUUCUGAACCUGUUGAGUUUGAGAUGCUUCAGGGGCUGCCAUAGGAAGGUAUAUAUCCCUUUUUAUGAUCAGAAGAGAAGUGUUGGUAAGAGAUUUAGGUGCAGAGAUGGAUUUGGGAAUGUAAAGUAAGGAUUUUUGAAGCUAGUUGGUGUAGAUGAGGAUCAUUCAUAUUAAAGAGGUCUGCCGGCUCAAGGUGGGACUCUGGAAGCCUGCCAUUGAAAGGGACUCUGGAAGAAGAAAAGGAACAAGAUGACUGAACAGAACCCACUGGAGAACUAGAGACACAAAUCAUGUUAGGUAUUACAGAAACCAAGAGAAGACAGUUUCAGGAGUGGCUUUGAGUGUUCAGCAGGGUCACAUGUCUUAGAUUGGUGAAUAAUCUGACGGUGAAAAUUGUAAGUUUGGAUUCAGCAAUGAACAGGUCACAGAGAGCAGUGUAGGACUAGAAGCCAGACCACUGGAUGGGCAGUCAAGAAAAAUGUUGAUGGAGGAGAAAGAAGGAAGUCCUAUUUUGUAACGGAUUAUGAUCCAACCAUUGAAGAUUCUUACACAAAGCAGUGUGUGAUAGAUGACAGAGCAGCCCGGCUAGAUAUUUUGGAUACAGCAGGACAAGAAGAGUUUGGAGCCAUGAGAGAACAGUAUAUGAGGACUGGUGAGGGCUUCCUGUUGGUCUUUUCAGUCACAGAUAGAGGCAGUUUUGAAGAAAUCUAUAAGUUUCAAAGACAGAUUCUCAGAGUAAAGGAUCGUGAUGAGUUCCCAAUGAUUUUAAUUGGUAAUAAAGCAGAUCUGGAUCAUCAAAGACAGGUAACGCAGGAAGAAGGACAGCAGUUAGCACGGCAACUUAAGGUAACAUACAUGGAGGCAUCAGCAAAGAUUAGGAUGAAUGUAGAUCAAGCUUUCCAUGAACUUGUCCGGGUUAUCAGGAAAUUUCAAGAGCAGGAAUGUCCUCCUUCACCAGAACCAACACGGAAAGAAAAAGAUAAGAAAGGCUGCCAUUGUGUCAUAUUCUAGAAUCCCUUCAGUUUUAGCUACCAACUGCCAGGAAAAGCCCUCAUCUUCUCUUCCUCUCCUCAGUUUACAUCUUGUUGGUACCUUUCUAGCCUUAGACAAAUGAUCACCAUGUUAGCCUUAGACCAAGAAGCUGGCUAGUCCUUUCUGUGAAGCUAAUACAAUGGUCAUUUCCAGACAAAUUUAAAGGAAACACUAAGGCUGCUUCAAAGAUUAUCUGAUUCCUUUAAAAUAUAUGUCUAUAUAUACAGACAUGCUCUUUUUUUAAGUGCUUACAUUUUAAUAGAGAUGAAUCAGUUUUGGAAUCUAAGCUGUUUGCCAAGCUGAAGCUACAGGUUGUGAAAUAAUUUUUAACUUUUGGAAUCAUACUGCCUACUGUUACUCUAAAUAGAAAUAUAGGGAUUUUUUUUAAUGUGAAUUUUUGCCUAUCUUUAAACAUUUCAAUGUCAGCCUUUGUUAACCUUAAAUACACUGAAUUGAAUCUACAAAAGUGAACCAUCUCAGACCUUUACUGAUACUACAACUUUUGUUUUCUGGUGGCCAAAAUACCAAAUGCCUAUUGUAUUUAUGGAUUAAAAACUGCUCAUAAAAGCCUGUGUUAUUACUCCUACUCUUGAAGAUGAUAAUAUUCUACGUGGUCAAAUAUUUGGACUCAUUUAGGACUUAGACAUUUCAGUGUACUUGAUUUUUUAAUUUAACUCUUUUUCACAGCCACGCUAAGGGUAAAAAUGAAUAAUUUCUGUCUUCCUUUUCAAGUAUUUCUGGAUAAGGGAUUCAAAAAACUAAAACUGUUUUUGUUUGAUGUAAUAUAAAAUAUGGAAUUGAUCUUUCCGGGGUCAGAGAUGAUUAAUGUUUUUGCUAUAUACUUUUAUACAUUAUUUUCUUAUCAAACUAGUUAACAAGUAUUUUUAUAUGUUUGUAAGCAGAUAUGCUUUCAUAGCAUACCUUGUGUAUAUGUAAAGAUAAGUAUUUAAUUCUCACUGUUCACUUUUAACUGACAAAGAAAAACAAGUGGAAACUACAGAAACUGUGGUAGAACUUUUACUUGCUGGUCUGUCUUGGUUGUACCCAUCUUUGGCCAGUCACAUAUCUACUCAAGAAACCUUCCCAAUAGAGUACAACAGGAUGAGACUCUGAAAUCACUUUCAGUAUUCCCUGCUAGAUAUUGAUUGUUAUUUCAAGUAUUAAGUGUAAGCUUUUAAUGGAUAAUUAGUAUAACUGUGGAUGGCAUCUGAUUUUGUUUUUAAUUCUGUGGAUUGUGUUUAAGCAAUUCAAUAGUAUGUUCCUGAUUUUGAGAUGCUAAGUGGUAUUGCACAGUUGUCACUUUAUCAAGUGUGUACAACAGUCCCAUGAAGUUUAUAGAGCAUACCCUUGUAUAGUUUCAGGUGCUAGAAUUAAAAUUGAUCUGUUAUCACAA
This is a messenger RNA of Symphalangus syndactylus (siamang), 2427 nucleotides long. It is a transcript of the gene RRAS2, whose product is annotated as RAS related 2. NCBI's taxonomy places the organism in Eukaryota, Metazoa, Chordata, Mammalia, Primates, Hylobatidae. Gene Ontology annotation, molecular function: GTP binding; GTPase activity. Gene Ontology annotation, cellular component: membrane. The record is from RefSeq and is a predicted model, not a curated record. Gene Ontology annotation, biological process: signal transduction.